AACCCUACUUUCAUAGUGGCUCAGAAGCAGAACUCGCGGCUUCCUUCUUCAUCCACGUGCAAACCCUAGCGGCCUCCCAGGCAGAAGCCGACGUCGCUGCGCUCUCUCAGCCACCAUGGGACGCGUUCGCACGAAGACAGUGAAGAAGUCCUCCCGCCAAGUGAUCGAGCGCUACUACUCGCGCUUCACCCUCGACUUCCACACCAACAAGAAGGUUCUGGAAGAGGUGGCCAUCAUCCCGUCGAAGCGCCUCCGCAACAAAAUCGCCGGAUUCUCGACGCAUCUCAUGAAGCGGAUCCAGAAAGGGCCCGUUCGAGGCAUCUCGCUCAAGCUCCAGGAGGAGGAGAGGGAGCGCCGCAUGGACUUCGUCCCCGAGCAGUCUGCCAUUAACACUGACGUCAUUCAGGUUGACAAGGAGACCAUGGAUCUCCUCACUUCUUUGGGCAUAGCCGAUCUUCCAGGAGUGGUGCAGAGGGUGGAGGAGACCGCCCCUGUUGCAGCCGUCGACACUGCAAUUGCCGGCGGUCGCGGUGGAUUUGGAGCUGGCCGCCCUGGAUUUGGUCGUGGUGGAUUUGGGGGUGCUGGCGGUGACCGGUACUGAAAUGCUUCUGUUUCUAUUGAGUAUUAAUUGUUCUAGUCUACACAACACCUCGUGAAUGUUUUAAUUUGUGCUACUUAUUUAAAGGUUUGAGCCUUUUUAUAUUUUUCAUGUUUGCACUCUGAUAAGUUUUUGUCUGGUUUUGAGAUUAUUAGCAUUUCUCUGUUUCUCUAUUUUUCUUUUCUUGAACUAAUCUCUGUGGUUUUGAGUGCUGAUCUUAAAACAAAACUAAUUUCUACAAAAAAAAAGCCUUAUUUUG
Messenger RNA from Cuscuta campestris, 857 nucleotides. NCBI's taxonomy places the organism in Eukaryota, Viridiplantae, Streptophyta, Magnoliopsida, Solanales, Convolvulaceae. The record is from the annotation of a GenBank genome assembly.